AUGACUAUUGAUUACACCUGGUGGAAAGACGCUACAAUUUAUCAAAUUUACCCAGCUACAUUUGCAAAAGGGUUAAAAGGAAGAUACACUGGAAAUGAUAAGACAUUCGAUGGCGCUUGUGGUGACAUUCCCGGUAUCAUUUCCAAAUUGGACUACUUGAAGGAUUUUGUUGAUAUCAUUUGGCUCAGUCCUCAAUAUGAUUCACCACAAGAUGACAUGGGCUACGAUAUUAGUGAUUAUCAGAACAUCUAUCAUAGAUACGGUACCUUGGAAGAUAUGCAAAAAUUGAUUGACGGUUGUCACGAACGUGGUAUGAAAAUCAUUGCUGACUUGGUUAUCAAUCACACUUCAUCGGAACACGAGUGGUUCAAAGAAUCCAGAUCAUCCUUGGACAACCCAAAAAGAGACUGGUACAUUUGGAAAAAGCCAAGGUAUGACGAAAAAGGAAAUAGAUUACCACCAAACAACUGGUUGUCGUACUUUUCUGGAUCUGCUUGGGAAUACGAUGAAGCCACUGAUGAGUACUUUUUAAGGUUAUUUGCCAGUACUCAACCAGAUUUGAACUGGGAAAAUGAAGAAACCAGGAAUGCCAUUUACGACACUGCUUUGAAGUUCUGGUUUGACCGUGGAGUUGAUGGAUUCAGAAUUGAUACUGCUUGUUUGUACUCAAAAGAUCAAAGAUUCCUUGAUGCGCCCGUUGUUUACAAGGACCAAUAUUAUCAGCCAAGCGACAAAUACACAUCAAGUGGUCCUAGAAUUCAUGAAUUCCACAAGGAAAUGUUCAAUAAGGUCACUUCCAAAUAUGAUGUAAUGACUGUGGGUGAAGUUGGACAUUGCUCCAGAGAGCAAGCUUUGAAAUAUGUUAGUGCUUCCGAAAAGGAAAUGAAUAUGAUCUUCUUGUUUGACACUGUUGAUGUUGGAUCAGAUAAGAAUGACAGAUUCAGGUAUUAUGGGUUUGACUUGAAAGAUUUCAAAAAAGCGGUACAAGACCAAUGUGACUUCAUCGAAGGUACAGAUGCUUGGUCAACUGUAUUUAUUGAGAACCACGAUCAACCAAGAAGCAUCACGAGAUUUGGUGAUAAAAAGUAUCUAGCUAAGAGCGGUAAAUUGUUGGCCCUUUUACAAACCACUUUAACUGGUACCUUAUUCAUCUACCAAGGGCAAGAAAUUGGUAUGACCAAUUUGCCAAGAGAGUGGCCCAUUGAAGCGUAUAAAGAUAUCAAUACCAUCAACUACUACAACACUUUUAAAGAGAAGUACGGGUCCGAUCCUGAUUUUCCACAAAAGGAAGAGAAACUUAUGGAUCUUAUCAACUUGUUGGCUAGAGACCAUGCUAGAUCCCCAAUGCAAUGGGACGAUUCCGAAUUUGCUGGAUUUUCUGAAUACGAACCUUGGACUAAAGUCAAUCCAAAUUAUAAGGACAUCAAUGUUGCCAGUCAAAUUGAUGAUCCAAACUCAUUAUUGAACUUUUGGAAGAAAUCAUUGAAAGUGAGAAAAGAGUAUAAGGAUUUGUUGAUAUAUGGAUCAUUCGGAAUCUUGGAUUUUGAUAAUGAACGAGUUUUCACCUAUGUCAAGAGCUUGCCUAACUCUGAGUAUCCAAAAGCUUAUAUUGUGCUCAACUUUUCUAAAGAAUCCGCCAAAUUCAAUAAAUUGAUUGACGGAGAGUACAAAUUGAUCAAUGUUAAUAUUGGCAAAGAUGACCUCGACGAAGAUAAUUUAACCCCCUACGAAGGAAGAGUUUACAUUGUUGAUUAG
Molecule: messenger RNA, 1755 nt
Organism: Lodderomyces parapsilosis
Lineage: Eukaryota; Fungi; Ascomycota; Pichiomycetes; Serinales; Debaryomycetaceae
Product: alpha-glucosidase
Exons: 1
Coding region: 1-1755 (584 amino acids)
Biological process (GO): oligosaccharide catabolic process
Molecular function (GO): alpha-amylase activity
Source: RefSeq, a predicted model, not a curated record